AAAUGAUAACCAAAGAAGUUGCCAAAUACCGAGAGUGAAUCGAAGUUGCAGCAUACUUGGAUUAGAACAACGCUUGCGUUGUUCGAAGAAAUCGAACGAGUGUUUGAGUUCAGUGUAGAAGUGCUGACAGGAAAUCCGGCAAAGUGUGUAGUUUACUUUCACCGCAGCUCCAGGUCGCAGGCCCUCCUGGCUGCACCCUGGAACCGGAUCAUUUCAAAAUUCUGUCCACCGCCGGAACCACCGCGCACCAUCAGCUGCAAACGCCGUCCACGCUGUUGUCCAGUAUUACCCACAACAACAACUACCUGAGCGCUAGCAAUAGCCAUCAACUUCCAGCCAUGGUACUCCAGAGUUACGACGUAUCGCUCAACGAUGGGGACAACGUGUCGCCGUACGCCGGCGACUACGCCCCUUCAUCCCUGCUAGCCAACGCCAACUACUAUUCGGAAUUGGACGCCACAAACCUCUACCAUCAUCACCACCACCAUCACCAGCAACAGCAGCAGCAGCACCAUCAUCAUCAGCACCAUAGUCAACUUCAGCAGCAACAGCAAGGUUACACAUCCCUCCACGAUCGUAGUAAUAGUUCCCCACCUCCGCUGAUCCAAUCCUCCAACCAAUCCGGAAGCGGAGCGGGAGGCGGGGGAGGAGGAGGCGGAGGCGGAGGAGGCUCCGGUGGCAGUAACAACAAUAGUAGCAGCACAAACUCAACCUCCUCUAGUGGUAAUAGUAGUAGCAAUAGUAACAACAACAACAACAACAACAGCAGCAGUAUGUCCUCCUAUCUGUCAUCGAUGGCGGCGGCCGUGAGGAAUGCCAACAGUAACAAUAGUGGCAACAACAACAACAGCAGUAGUGCGAAUAGUUCCAACUAUCCUAGCAGCAAUAGUGCGAAUACCCCAUCGACGGCGUCCUCCGGAAGCGGCGGAAGUCACCCGCAAAUGAAGGAAGAGCACGAACCGAACAGUUUUAUCAACAUCGACGAGCUGCCGAACUUCGGCGUCGUCCCGGGUCACUACGACGAUCAGGACCAGUACCACUCGCUACCGCAGCCGGAAACCCAAACGCCCUCCCACGGCUAUCUGGAGAACAGUCCGGAGUUCUAUUCCGCCAUCCAGAUGGAGCAGAAGUACAUGGCCCCGCACUACAAAACCGGCCCGUAUACGAGUCGAGGCGGCCGGUACCACCAGCCACAUGCUCACGGUGGCGGUGGAGGUGGAGCUGGGCCUGGCGCUGGCGCCGGAUCCCAAAACAGCCACCACCAUCAUCACCACCAGCACCACCACCCGCACCACGACGCAUACCCGGAGUACAGUUCGCCCUACGACACGCCACCGUUCCAGACCGUACCGAGCAAUACGACCUCGCCACAGGGAUCGGGAAACAACAACAACGACAGCACCGGUCUCGGAGGUCACAUGGACCCCUGGAGCCAGCUGCACCACCCCGGUCAACAUCCGGGUCACCCGGGAGGACAUCCGUCGCUGUUGGACUUCCAACAUCCGGCCUACAUGGGAACCACGAUGGGCUUCGAUAAGACGAUGCUCGGAAGCUACGGAGCGCAAGGUGGCGCGCCAUGUUUCACCGGUUCCGGACCCAUUCAGCUGUGGCAGUUCCUGCUGGAACUCCUAACCGACAAGACCUGCCAGAACUUCAUCUCCUGGACCGGCGAUGAGUGGGAGUUCAAGCUGACCGAUCCGGAUGAGGUGGCACGCCGGUGGGGCGUCCGGAAAAACAAGCCAAAAAUGAACUACGAGAAGCUAAGCCGAGGCCUCCGGUACUACUACGAUAAGAAUAUUAUCCACAAAACUGCCGGCAAGCGUUACGUCUAUCGUUUUGUAUGUGAUCUUCAAACUCUGUUAGGAUACUCAGCCAAACAAGUGCACGAAAUGGUUGACCUCAAACCGGACAAAAAGGACGACGAGUAAAAUGCCAAAAUGCACACUCUACCCUCCCGUCAAAAAGUGUAGCCCAAAGCAUGCUUCUUGCUCAAAGAAAACCUAACCAAUAAGCGGGAGCGAAACCCAAAACCUCCUUAUACUUACAAAAUUUCACCCUUUUCGUGUGAAUCGUGCUUCCAUCGAACGGCUAAAGAAACGAAAACCCAAUCGUGUUACCCACAUUCUACCUUAAAUCUGUGUUUCUUCCCAAAAAAAAAAACAAAACAAAACAAAGAUCGUACUUUUACAAUCUACCAAAAAAGGAAAACAAAAAAACGAUAAAAUCCAAAAUCAUAGUAGACAGAGAGUGCAGCAGCAGCAGCAGCACAGUGGAUGAAGCUCAGUGUGCCUUACGACGCGACAAGCUGACAGUUCAUUUCAAAACAACAAUCGAGUCAACCUCUCUCUCUCACUCUAUCACUUUAACACAAGCCAAGCACAUCAUCCAAGUAGGCUGAUGUAAAGAAAAAAAAAAACAGUGACCCGCAGAUUUCCCCCAAACAAACAAGUUAAGAACUACGCAAGAUCAAGAUCCGCUCCCGGAUGCAUCCGGUUGAUUCCGGUUGCGGAAAAGGUAAGCGAAACUUAAAUCUACUUAAAAAUACAAAACAAAAACAAAUGUUGAGAACUGCGGUGCGGAAAGCGAAAAGCUUUUUCCCAGGCAAAAUGCGAAUAGUGGACAAACAAAAAAAAAAAGAGGUAGAGCUCCACAGAACGGAAGAAAGCAAGAAACAAACUUUAUUUUAUUUUUCCUUAGUUAAAAUAAUUAUUUGUGAAGCUUUUGUGAUAAGUUUUUUUUUUUCUUUAUUUCUAUUUUUACUAGAUAUAAUUGCUUAUAUAUAUGUAUGUAUGAUUAUUACUAGAUGGUAGGCCACACAAACAUGAGAUAGAAAAUGAGAAAUUCGGAUUGAGAAGACGUUCCACACGCCUUCUUUUCAGCCGAGAAAAAGAAGCGAAAGGCAUCAGAACACGAUCCUAGUAAACAAUGAAAAAAAAUGAGCAGUAUAAACAAAUCAAGUGAAUGUUCUUUGUAGUGUAAUAUUAUUCAAUGAUAGAAAGCUAGAUCGAUCGAGACGAGUGAGCGAAGCAUUUUUUUUUCGAAUGAGCGUUGUUAGGAUUGAGUGAGUUCGCUCGCCCCCUCCCCUCGCUAGGAUAUUUUUUUCAUUUUUUUUUAUACAAAUCAGCAGUGGAGGGUGGAAGCAGCUGAUCUCUACUGCGAGUAAACACACACACACACAAAAAAUCAGAGUACUAUUCUAGAGCUUAAUUUGCAGUUCGUGUUUAUAUUUAGUUUUAUAGAAAUCGUCAUCGCCGUCUGUGCUAGAGGAGCGUUUGAGAACGAGAGAACGUGGUACACGUGAAUCAAUCACGUUUGAGUGAGAACGGUGUAGUUAAAAUGUAAGUGAUUAUAAAAUAGAAGCAGAAAUAUUAUUGUAAACAGAAAAAAAAGUAUCAACAACAACAACA
Ochlerotatus camptorhynchus is the source of this 3407-nucleotide messenger RNA. RefSeq names its product ETS-like protein pointed. Gene Ontology annotation, molecular function: DNA-binding transcription factor activity, RNA polymerase II-specific; sequence-specific DNA binding. Bases 339 to 1928 code for a protein of 529 amino acids. Gene Ontology annotation, biological process: regulation of transcription by RNA polymerase II; cell differentiation. The record is from RefSeq and is a predicted model, not a curated record. Gene Ontology annotation, cellular component: nucleus. NCBI's taxonomy places the organism in Eukaryota, Metazoa, Arthropoda, Insecta, Diptera, Culicidae. The transcript has 5 exons.